Diorhabda sublineata is the source of this 5686-nucleotide messenger RNA. RefSeq names its product 5-hydroxytryptamine receptor-like. Gene Ontology annotation, biological process: adenylate cyclase-activating adrenergic receptor signaling pathway. NCBI's taxonomy places the organism in Eukaryota, Metazoa, Arthropoda, Insecta, Coleoptera, Chrysomelidae. Gene Ontology annotation, cellular component: membrane. The record is from RefSeq and is a predicted model, not a curated record. The transcript has 6 exons. Bases 752 to 2251 code for a protein of 499 amino acids. Gene Ontology annotation, molecular function: G protein-coupled amine receptor activity.
UGAAAUUUGAUUCCUAUAGAAACCUAUGAUUCUGUUAACAUUUUGUUAUUGAUCUAGUUCUUAAGUAUUCCAUAAACGGUAGUUUGAUGAUGAUUUCAAUUAAUCAAUCGAAUUAAGUAUUAAUUCAGUUUGUUAAAUUGAAAUUAAUAUCAUUUUCUCGACUCGUAGUUACAUAAAUAUAAGACAAAUUGGUAAUACAAAACUUAGCCAAUAUUUUUUUCCACCUUCGUUAAACAUGACAUCCCUCUAAACUGGUACAAGUUGCGUACGGACAGAUCCACGAGAGACGCCUGCGUCGGUUCAACGUCGUGACGCUUCUACACAAUCAACGGACUUGUAGAUGCACACCGGGCGUUUGAUAAACCGGCAACGUUUCUGGUAUCACUAAAUUACAGCGGUUAUCGAAUAUUGUACGGAAUUUGUUCUAAUUUGUUUAUGGUUACGAUGUUUUUUGUUUACGUUUUUUUUGGGUGGUCUAAAGUCAUGUGUGAAAGUUUGAAGCGUAUUUAUUAGUUGAUCUAAAUGGAAGAGAAAAUACCCGCUGCAUCUGCCGCAACAGGACCAAAUCAAUAAUAAACUUAAUUUUCGAUUUCGAUUUCGAUAAUCAUCAUACUCCAACGAAUAUAACCGCAAUAAUUAUAAUGUGAAAUAAAUGGGCAGUGAUUAUUAUAAUAUUCAAUAUUAGAUAAGAAAUACUCUAAAAAAUAUAACCAAUGAUUUUCAGUUAGAUCAAUGAAAUUAAUUAAAAAAAAUGCAAAUCAAAUAUCAAACAGCUCCUAUUUCUACGGUUCCUAUUUCUUUUGCGAUCACGGAAUCACCUUUAUCGGUAAACACUACUUCGACUUUCUCAGGACCUAUAGAACUGGCUCUCACGACAAUCUUAAAACCUAUUUCAACAAUAGAUUCAGAUGAAUUAUGGCAUCCGAUAGUUUUUAACGAAAAUUCUAGUCUGUAUUUUGAGAAUAUUGAUAACCUUAUGUCGUUCGAAAUCGGAAACGGGAGUUUUAACAGUUCAAGUAAACAAAAUAGGACAAUAGAAAUGAAUGAUGCUACAGUGAAGUUGGUUUCUAUGGUUGUUACGGCCUUUUUUCUGGGAUUUAUCAUUUUAUCAACAAUAAUAGGAAACGUGUUCGUAAUAGCUGCUAUACUAUUGGAAAGAAAUCUACAAAACGUAGCAAAUUACUUAAUCCUAUCUCUGGCCGUAGCUGAUCUUCUAGUGGCGUGUCUUGUUAUGCCGUUAGGAGCAGUCUACGAAGUGAGUCAGGAAUGGACAUUGGGACCAGAAUUGUGUGACAUGUGGACUUCCAGUGAUGUUUUGUGUUGUACAGCAUCAAUAUUACAUCUUGUAGCUAUCGCCUUAGAUAGGUAUUGGGCUGUAACAAACAUCGACUAUAUUCACCAAAGAACCUCUAAGCGCAUAGGUAUAAUGAUCUUCAUCAUAUGGUUAGUAUCUUUCUUUGUCUGCAUAGCCCCACUACUUGGAUGGAAAGAUCCGAAUUGGGAGGUGCGACUUAGAGACAAAAAAUGUAUAGUUAGUCAAGACAUCUACUACCAAAUAUUUGCGACUGCAUCUUCCUUUUAUCUUCCUCUAUUAGUUAUCCUUAUACUGUAUUGGAGAAUAUUCCAGACAGCACGGAAACGGAUCAGGAGAAGGCAGGUAUUGAGUAAAUCCAACGAAGAAGGAGCUAAGAACCCCGCAGCAGGGGGAAUUGCUGGAGGCCUAGCUGCAGCUAGCGGUACAGGUGGCAUAGCAGCAGCUGUGGUAACUGUGAUCGGACGCCCUCUACCUACAAUAUCUGAAACAACUACAGCGUUUACAAACAUAUCUUCGAAUAAUAGUAGCCCUGAAAAAACUUCAUUUGCUAAUGGACUGGAGGCGGAUCUGCCGACAACUGCAGAAUGUAGUGUCGCGUAUCAACCGCAUCAGUAUCCCAUUAAAAGAAAAACAAGGGACGGUAUGGACUCGAAGAGGGAGAGAAAAGCUGCGAAAACCUUGGCAAUUAUCACAGGAGCGUUUGUUCUGUGCUGGUUGCCAUUUUUUAUAAUGGCUGUUCUAUUGCCAAUUAAUCCUAAUCUAUUUGAUAAAUACUUAGUAUCAAUUUGUCUUUGGUUGGGAUAUUUCAAUUCAACACUUAAUCCUAUUAUUUACACUAUUUUCAGUCCAGAAUUCAGACAUGCUUUUAAAAAAAUUCUGUGCGGUAGAAAUUAUGCCAGACGAAAUAGACAUUUUGGUAUAAGAAAUUUUCAAUGAUGGAGGCCAAGUGGUCGCUUACCUUCAGAUGCAGAUCCGCCAGUAGCAGCGAGAUUAGCCGCGAUAGUUGCAGCACCUGCAGUUGCGAGCGGAUCAAGAAAUGUUACAUUCAAAUGUGACUGAUCCGAAGGUAGGAGAUCACUUAAUACGAUCUCACCGAAUAUAGACAUGGAUAACAGCAGUACAAGUAGCGAAAACAGGAGAGUUAUACUUGAAAUGCAAAGUUUUUAAACAGCGAUCUUUUAGUUUCGUCUUAAUUUAAAAUAUAAAAAAAUAUAUUAGACUCAUAAAACGGGAAAGCGGGUAUCCUUAUGACUAAUUACAUUUAUAUAAAUAUAUCGAUAUCUAAUUAAUUACUAUCUUUAAACGCUACAAUAUUUGUUUGGCUCAAUUGACAGUUUGUAAAAAUGUAACUACAUAUAACUCAGGAUCAACUUCAACAUGUUUAUUUAAAUAGAAAUCAUCAAUCAUUUACAUUUUUGCUAAUAGUUUGAAAUAGUCCUAUGUUACUUCAUGAAAUUUUCAUUUUACUCAUAUCGAUUUUAACCUUGUUUGUAUCAAUAAAUAGAGAAGUGUAGUUUUGAUCAUUAACAGCAGAAAAGCGCGAUACGUAACAUGUGAAAACACUUUCACCCUAAUAAAGGAAUUUUGUUUGCUCCGCUGUUCACUACUAGUUCCACCUUCAACUAAAACGUGAAUUUUCUCUUACGCUCAAUUUUGCACGAAACAAGGUUUUCACUUCACAAAAAUAGCUGUUAAUAACUCUUGUUAUCAGCAAGGAUUUCACAAGCAGUGUCUGAAGUAAUGUGGAAUGGUAGUGUUUAUCUACUCAUUUACGAUUGAAGUACUACUAACGAAUAGAAGUGUUUGUUUCGCUAAAGUAGGAUAUUUUGAAUGGAAUCAAUAUAUUUUUCAUGCAAAAAAUUAAAAGCAAAGCAUCUGAAACUGACAAUUUUAUUCUUUCAAUGAGAAUGUAUUAUACUCAAUUAGAUAUUCUAUUACCUUUUAAUUAUGCAUCGUAAUCACUAUGUUUUAUGCUCAAAGCAUUCUAGGUAUUCGAAGAUUUCUAAUAUCUAUACACGUGUUCAAAGUUUUCCUGAAUGAUUUCCAUAUCCUGGACUCGAAAAUAUGCACGAUCGAACACCCAAUUUCAUAAUAUAAACUAACAACAGUUAUUGAGUUUCAAACAAAUGAGCCUAGCUAGCUCAUUGGGAAUAUUUGAUAUCCACCGUUUUAUUCCACUAUAUAAAUGAGCGUUAAACAAGUUUCAAGGGGCCUAAAAAGCUACGGUCCACCAGAAUAGAUAGGUCAGUAUAUUUCAUUAAUUACAUAUCGCAAACUUGAUAUUCGGAAAUUUUUGGAAAACUCUCUGAACAAUACCAAUAUAACAAACAACACUAGAAAUAAACGAUUUUUAGAACGUUUCAUGUCCAUUACUUCAUACAUUUAUUUGUGAUGUAAAAACUUGUAUAUAUGUAUAUAUUUAUGGGAUAUAUUCAACUCUCAAUUUAUCUAUGUACAAUAAAUAUAAAUAUUUUUAUAUAUUCAAAAUAUUUGUAACCCCUAUCCAAUAUUUGAAAGAACCAGGUUAUUGUAAAUAAAUUAUGUUAUAUAAGAAAUAUAUGUAAAUAUUUUGUAUAUAUCUAAUUUAGAACAUAUUGUGAAUAAUAAGUAUAAAACAUCAAAUAUCUGCAAUAAUGUUAUGAAACGUUUAAUGUAAAAAAUCUCUAUAUCUAUUAAAUAAUAUGUGGUUUUAUCUAUCUCGAUAUCUAGUUAAAAUUUGUGAUGUACAAUCAUUUACAUGGGGAAAAUUUUGAUCAAAAUAACGUUUCUUUUUCCAUAAACAAGCUUUGAAUCGUACUAUCAAAGUACUUUUUUCAUCGGAUGCAUAAUACUUUAAUCAAAAACUAUAUCAAUUGGUGACUUCACUACCUAUGUUAGCUUACAAUGUGGAAACUGAACGUUAGCUGUUGUGAUCUAGUUAUAUUUGCAUUAAAAAUUUAAUUUUAAUCAGCAGUCUGAUUAUAUUCUGCGAAACUAGCAUAAACAAUUAUUGAUACCAUUGAAAAGAUUUUUCAAUAUCUAAGAGAGGUGUCAUUUGUUAUCGAAUCUCGUUGGAAAAUAUCAACCACGAUAACCAGGUGACGACGCUUGUCAUAUCAGAUAAGUUCAGACUGGCUUAUGUAUGUCUGAUGCUGUGAAAACUUAUGACUAGCACUGUUGACUAGCACUGUAUGUCUGUUAACUGUGAUACAUCCAAGACGAUUCCUCAUGUACCCGCAUUGCAGUAAAAUUAUUUGGUCAUCAAUUAUUCGAUUUUAUUAAACUUUCAGCUAUAUUGAUCUUGAAAACAUUUUACAGAUAUAGAAAAUUGAAAACAGUUUGUAUUUAAUGCAAUCAGUAUCCAAAUACUCCUUACGCACAAAUAACUAUUUGAAGAAAAACUGCUUAAUGAAAUUACCAUUUUUCUAAAUCCUCUGAAAUAACCAAUAAAACUUUCAGCGAUACCAUUUGAUUCUUACCGUUGUUUUGAAUGAAAAAUCACGAUAUUAUCGCCUGAUAUACAAAUGAUGUACUAGUACGGUUAUUCCUCAUCUUUUUUUUGCUAUAAUCUAGUCAACUUCCCAGUUUUCUAGGCAAUGGAGACUGUCAUCAAUCGAGCUACAUACUAUACGUAUGAAGUACUUGGUGAUUAAACAUUUGAAUACUGAAUCUGUUAACUCUAAUGAAAAAAUGCCCUAUCUUGAUAAAAAUUAGCUUUUACAAAAGAUACUAUCAGUUCUGGAAGUUUCAGAAACGGUGUAUUGAAGUAAUGAUAAUAAUAAUUUCAUUGCUCUAUACGAAUAUCCUGAAAUUCGGGAUAAUCAAACUUCCUACUCAAUAUGAGAAAAUAAAGUGUCAAUUUCCAUUUAAAGGUUCUAUACAAUUAACAAAAUAUGGGAAACAACCGAUAUUAAUUCUUAACUUUUUUAUAUGCACACUUAAAUCAUGGUUUAAUCGACAUAGGUAUUAUUGAUUAGGAAUAUUUCGUUCUCCUUGUUUGUCACAUCAUGCUCCUUUGUUUAAAUAGAAAUCGCAAUAUAUUUCACCUUAGUUCGUCACUCUUGUGGGUCAAAAGUAAAUCAUUUCAAAACAAAGAUAAAAACGAUCUAUUCUGGUGACAUCAACAAAUGAAGCUAUUUGAUGAAAUUGAUAGAAGAAUUCCUUUAAUGGAAAGUGCUUCUCAAUGUAGUCCUGCACGCAGGUUAUAGUAAAUACUAUGUUAAUUUUUUUAUUAUAUCAUCGACAUUCUUUUGAGCCCAAAGAUUGUCGAGGAUUAAAUUAUUUAUUGAACUAAAUUCAUUAAAAUCAUAAAACAUACGUUGAUCAAAUGUAUUCAUGAAUUUAGUUUUUUAUGUUAAGUAUCCCAAAAAUGUAAUAUAAAUGAAUAUACAA